CAAUCGGCAGGCGUCGGCUCCAGAGUGUCAGCGCCCGAGCUGCGUACUUUUCUCCAGUUGAUUUCGGGAUUGCCCUCUGUGUGAAACUCUGGAAAUGUUAUUAAUCUAGAAGAGGUUAUAUCCAGAAGAGAUUAGAUCCUGGACAUUUCUGGGGUUUAGAUAUUAAAGAAGAUUAUUUGAAGACUCCUUUUGGAAUCAAAUAGCAUGGAUCUCAGCAGUGACUACCAUUUCCUCAACCAGAUUUUGUGGAGAAGAGUGAGACUCACAUUAGUUUGUGGCAUUUUUGAAGGAGUGCUGCAGCAUGUGGACCCUGACAAGAUUGUUGUUCUGAAGAAAGUGAAGAACGUAGAGACUGGUCUAAGUGUCCCAGGAGUGAAGAUGUUUUUUGGACAUGAGAUUGUGAAUGUGGAACUACUGGAUGAAGUGGAACAAGGUGCAGUAAGAGAAAAGACUUCAUCUGUUAGUCUAAAUACAGAAAGAACCAAGAUGGAUACAAUAAAAGAUGAAGACCUAAAUGUACAUAAGCGUGCUUCUCCUGCCCCUGAGGUGCCAAUAACCUCUCUUCUGAAUGACCUCAAGUACAGCGCAUCUGAGGAAGAGGAGGUGACAUACACAGUCAUUGAUCAGUUCCAGCAGAAGUUUGGUGCUGCAAUGCUCCACAUCAAGAAGCAAAGUGUCCUGAGUGUGGCUGCAGAAGGAGCUAAUGUGUGUCGUCAUGGGAAACUAUGUUGGCUUCAGGUGGCCACAAAUAGCCGGGUUUACUUGUUUGACAUUUUCCUUCUGGGAAGUCGCGCUUUCAACAAUGGACUUCAGAUGGUAUUAGAAGACAAGAGAAUUUUGAAGGUUAUUCAUGAUUGUCGUUGGCUUUCUGAUUGCCUCUCUCAUCAGUAUGGAAUUUUGCUGAAUAAUGUCUUUGACACCCAGGUAGCAGAUGUCCUUCAAUUUUCCGUGGAAACGGGAGGCUUUCUUCCAAACUGCAUUAGUACUUUACAGGAAAGUUUAAUCAGACACCUUAAAAUAGCCCCUAAACAUCUCUCCUUUCUGGAAGUGAGACAAAAAUGGAUUCGAAAAAACCCAGAACUGUGGUUUACACGACCUCUUUCACCUUCUUUGCUGAAAAUUUUGGCUUUGGAAGCUACCUACCUGCUCCCCCUUCGCUUGGUACUCUUGGAUGAAAUGAUGUCUGACCUAACUACCCUAGUGGACGGAUACCUAAACACCUACCGAGAAGGGUCUGCAGACCGACUGGGAGGCAUGGAGCCUACAUGUAUGGAGCUCCCGGAGGAACUGCUUCAACUCCAGGACUUCCAGAAGCAGCGCAGAGAGCGAGCGGCAAAGGAAUAUAGAGUAAAUGCUCAGGGACUCCUAAUAAGGACAGUACUACAUCCAAAGAAAUCAGUGACAGAGAUAGCAGGGAAAGAGGGAAAGGUACGAGGUUUCUUACUUUGUAAAAAUUCUACACAAGAUAAAGCCCCAAAUAUUACAUCUCAUGAGGAUGUAAAUUUACUGAAAGAAGAAUCUAAGAGUAAACAAACCACAGUAGAGCCUCAAUAUCUACUUCCCCCAAAGGAAGAUGCCAGCGAGGAUUCCAGUUACAACCUAAAUUAUCCUGAGUCAGAGGGGGUUAAAGACCAGAGAAUAACUCAAAAAAAACAUCUCAAGAUACCUAAACAAGAGUUUCAGACAAGUUUAUCUUUGAAAGAGGAGAUAGAACAGUUAUUGAUGGCGGAAAACAAGGAAGAUCUAAAAGGUACAAAACAAGAUGUUUCAGUGUCUCCUUCCCUUCCUCAGGAAACCAGGUCUCCAAGUGACAUUUUUCAUCCUUUUAGAAAAGCUGUGCUUCCCACGCUUCCUCCCUGCCCAGCUUCGGAAAAGACUGAUUCCUGGUUAAAUCCAGAUUCUCCCAAUCUGCCUUAG
Molecule: messenger RNA, 1917 nt
Organism: Capra hircus (goat)
Lineage: Eukaryota; Metazoa; Chordata; Mammalia; Artiodactyla; Bovidae
Gene: EXD1
Product: exonuclease 3'-5' domain containing 1
Biological process (GO): nucleobase-containing compound metabolic process
Molecular function (GO): nucleic acid binding; 3'-5' exonuclease activity
Source: RefSeq, a predicted model, not a curated record